CUGUUCCUGACAGCGAUGUGAAAUGGCAAUGCAACUACAGACAGGAGCUGGAUUACUGCUCGUUCUCAUCACUUUACCACACUGACCGGCUCCUUGUAAACCCAAAUCAGUACCCCAGGUUGAAUCUUCAAAUCCCGAUUCGUGAGACAGACACUGGAACGCGCCGGAAGAUGAAUACAAUCGUCUUCAAUAAAUUUACCAACCAAGUACUUUUCGAAGAAAAGGCAAAUGAGGUGGAGAGGAAAAGCAGGACCUAUAUGGAAGUGAUGGAAGAACAAGAGCAGGAGCUGAUAAUUCCGGACAGUCCGUCCAGCCGGAGUCAGAGGGGUCUGCGGCACAGGAGGUCUGGCUCUCGGCAGGGCGCAGGGAAAGUGAGACACAAACGGCAGGCUCUUCAGGAUAUGGCUCGUCCUUUGAAACAAUGGCUUUACAAGCACCGAGACAACCCGUACCCAACUAAAACCGAGAAAAUCCUGUUGGCCCUCGGUUCCCAGAUGACUCUGGUACAAGUUUCCAACUGGUUUGCAAAUGCUAGGCGCCGCCUGAAGAAUACCGUUAGACAACCAGAUUUGAGCUGGGCAUUACGAAUAAAGUUAUACAACAAGUACGUGCAAGGCAAUGCAGAACGACUCAGCAUUAGUAGUGAUGACACAUGUUCUGAAGAUGUGGAACAUCCACCAAGAAACCCUGCAGAUGGAGAAUUCAACAAACCAGUUCAGGCUGUUGCUAAAAAGGAAAGUCCUAUUCUGAAGGCAGUUGGAAGACCAGGCACCACAAUCAAUGAGGAUUAUGUGUCCCCACCGAAAUACAAAAGUAGCUUGUUACAUCGCUAUCUGAAUGACUCCCUAAGGCAUGUCAUGGCAUCAAAUGCAGCUAUGAAAGCUACUGACAGGAAAAGACACCAUUCUGGGUCCUUCAGCUCCAAUGAAUACGAAGAAGAAUUAGCAUCACCAUCGUCAUCUGAAACAGAUGGAAACUUUGUGUAUCGUACUGAGACAGUGGAACAGGGAACGAACAGAUUAAUCAGCUAUCCAAAGAAAAAGGAAAUAUCCAAAGAUGAAACCUACUGGAAGGAAAUUAAUGCUGCCAUGGCCUUAACUAAUCUGGCACAAGCAAAAGACAAAAUUCAAGGAACGACCAGCUGUAUCAUUCAAAAGUCCUCACAUAUUUCUGAAAUAAAGACAUUGAAAAUUUCACCGGGUAAACCAUUUUAAAGUGAAAAACUUAAAUGACUUAAAGCAUUUCCGAAGCAAAGCUAUUCCGUGUAUAUAUAUUUUUAAAAAAAAUCUACAACCAAUGCUGACUCCUGGCUCUUGAAGCCAGUUUAGAACAAAUCCAUUUUUAAAAAUCUAAUCUUAUGUUUAUUAAUAUAUUUA
Messenger RNA from Rhincodon typus (whale shark), 1376 nucleotides. It is a transcript of the gene mkxa, whose product is annotated as mohawk homeobox a. The transcript has 7 exons. The record is from RefSeq and is a predicted model, not a curated record. Gene Ontology annotation, biological process: regulation of transcription by RNA polymerase II; muscle organ development; cell development. Bases 171 to 1214 code for a protein of 347 amino acids. NCBI's taxonomy places the organism in Eukaryota, Metazoa, Chordata, Chondrichthyes, Orectolobiformes, Rhincodontidae. Gene Ontology annotation, cellular component: nucleus. Gene Ontology annotation, molecular function: DNA-binding transcription factor activity, RNA polymerase II-specific; RNA polymerase II cis-regulatory region sequence-specific DNA binding.